Molecule: messenger RNA, 989 nt
Organism: Melanaphis sacchari
Lineage: Eukaryota; Metazoa; Arthropoda; Insecta; Hemiptera; Aphididae
Exons: 7
Coding region: 1-951 (316 amino acids)
Source: RefSeq, a predicted model, not a curated record
AUGACGGUGAUGAACCGGAAGAAACAAUGCGAUGUCCGUAUGUCAUAUAUGUCUGUCAGAAACAAUUUAAUUAACAAGCAAAACGCCGUAGAGUCCAAAUUUUUCACAUCAGCAAAUUUAUGCUGCACCAAUGAUGUUUGUGAAGAAUAUAAUCCCAUGACACCAGAGGAUUCAACUGCUUCGUGGUUAGAUGCGGAAGACAGUUAUCAAGUCACCAAUUUUCUGGAUGAAGCGCAACGCAUACUUCACAAUGAAGAGGACUUUUCUGAUGCAUGUCAUGAUCGACUACGUUCUGAAUAUGAACAAUGGAAACAAAUUCCACAUUUAAGAAUAAUUGGAAAAAGAAUUGAAUAUGCACGGGAAAAGACUUUGGAAGAUGAUAAACAAAAAUGCCAAGCUGACAGUAAACCGUCAACCACCAACAACAAAGAUUUAAAUUUAUUGCGCGAUCAGGUUAUUAAGAUCAUGACGGAACUUUUAUGGAAACGAGUACUAGAUAAAACUAGCAUCAAAAAUGUAUGCCAAAGGCAACCCAUGUUACAAUCGCGACGAAAUUCUUCUGGUCGAAUAGAGUCUGCAAUAAUUGUUUCAUCGAUUUUACCGACUAACAGACCGUCAAUAAUAUUUAAAUCCCAUUCAAAUUUAGGAACAAUUAGCCAAAAUGGACUUAUAUGCCAACAAAAAAAUAACAAAGAAUAUAAAAAAAAAACAUGGCCAAAAAACAACGUCAGUGUUUUACCACCUAUCGAAUCCCAUAAAAUGAAGAUAGUAGACAAAAAAAAACGCUGGUUUUCGGCCGUUAACACACCAGGUAGAAAUCACGUAUUACCGAGACCAGUGACUUCAGUUGCGACUCACGUCAAUACUUCGAUUAACGUGUGUUUUGACAUAUCGAUCGACGGCAAGAGUAUCAAAAGCUUAAAGAAAAAAGGUUGCUGUUCUCCAUCAUGAUUAUGCAGUGAACAUAAAAAUAUUCCACGAAUUCGUUU